AUGUCUAUUAAAAAAAAUAAAAUAACAUCAAAUUAUAAGUCUACUAAGAAAAAUAAGAAAAAGAUAGGAGCAAACAACGAUGAGAAUGAUAGUUUCGAUGAUUUGGUUAUAGGAAAUAUACCAAAUGCAAACGGAGACAUGAACAAAAAAAACAUUCCUAGAAUGGCUCAAAUAUCAAAAAGCUACAAAAAAUUAGAAAAAGAAAAAAAACUAUUAAACAGUCUCGAAUCGAAAGAAAAGGAAAAGACAAAACAUCUUCUGAACGUUCAGAAAGCCAUACUUAAAUCUAAAGGGGAGAAAGUUUAUGAUGAAAAAAGUCUCAAAAAUCGAAAAAAAAACAUUUUAAAAAAAAAAGAAAAAUCACGAAAAAGAUGGAACAAUAAAAAUGAUGAAUAA
Molecule: messenger RNA, 396 nt
Organism: Plasmodium berghei ANKA
Lineage: Eukaryota; Apicomplexa; Aconoidasida; Haemosporida; Plasmodiidae
Product: conserved Plasmodium protein, unknown function
Exons: 4
Coding region: 1-396 (131 amino acids)
Source: RefSeq, a predicted model, not a curated record